Messenger RNA from Hermetia illucens (black soldier fly), 2070 nucleotides. RefSeq names its product probable cytochrome P450 304a1. The transcript is spliced from 6 exons. Gene Ontology annotation, molecular function: monooxygenase activity; oxidoreductase activity, acting on paired donors, with incorporation or reduction of molecular oxygen; heme binding. The record is from RefSeq and is a predicted model, not a curated record. Lineage: Eukaryota; Metazoa; Arthropoda; Insecta; Diptera; Stratiomyidae. Bases 69 to 1610 code for a protein of 513 amino acids.
CAGUGCUACUGGCUAGUUUCUCAGUUUGUAACUGAUCGUGUUUAAAGCUAACCAAGUAAACUUCAGUAAUGGUGUCGGUUAUUUUACUAGCAGCGUUCGUUUGUAUGGUCAUAUACUACGCGUAUGAAUAUGCAACCCAUAGGCCGAAAAAUUUUCCUCCCGGACCACCGCGUAUUCCGUUUUUCGGGGCGUAUCUAUUUUUCCUCCUCGUCAAUUUUAAGUCGACGCAUUCAGCAGCGCUUCUCUUCAGCAAGUGGUAUAAAUCAAAAAUGCUUGGAUUUUAUUUAGGAAGUUAUCCAACUGUAGUAGUGCAUUCACAUGAAGGAGUGAAAGAAGUCCUUUUACGGCCAGAAUUCGAUGGACGACCUGACUUAUUUGCAGGGCGCCUACGUGAACCAAAUUUUAAUAGAAAAGGAAUUUUCUUUAAUGAUGGACCUAUAUGGAAAGUUCAGCGGCGGUUUAUUCUACGAUAUCUUCGAGACUUUGGAUUCGGUCGUCGUUUCGAUGAACUGGAGAUCUUUGUUAAUGAAGAACUGAUGGAACUUGUGGAUAUUAUGAAGAACGGACCCGAAUAUCCACAUGAACAUCGAUUUUUCCGAAAAAAUCAGGCUUUAUGUCCUUACUUUAUGUCACCUGUCAUGGUGAACGCGUUCCUCAAAAUUUUUUGCAACGAGAAAAUACCGCGAGCAGAUCAGGAAGCUGUAGGAGAUUUGGCGAUGGCUACCGAAGAGUUCCAGCGUAUAGCUGAUGACUAUGGAAGAUUAGUUAGCCUUUUUCCUUGGAUACGACAUUUUUUCCCAAAAACUAGCGGUUUCAAAGAUCUUGCUAGGUCAAAUGCUGUUAUUUAUAAAUUUGUGAAAAACAUCAUCGUUAGACACGAAAAAACCUUCGAACCUGACCAUAUCCGAAACUUCGUUGAUAUGUAUUUGGAGGAACUGCAGCGUGAAGAAGGAAAAGUCGAUACCACUUUUGCCAUCGAUCAGUUCAUUAUGGGCAUUGUGGACUUUAUCUUUCCAGCGAUAUCCGCAAUAUCAACACAGUUAUCAUUCUUGUUCCAGUGGUUCCUACGGAAACCAGAAAUUCUAAAAAAGAUUCAAGCCGAAAUUGACGAAGUUGUUGGAAAUGGACGCCUACCCACCCUUGACGAUCGACAACAUUUACAUUACACUGAAGCCUCGCUUAGAGAAUGUUUAAGGCUGGAAACCUUGGUGCCAUCAAACUUACCGCACAGAGCGAUAGCUGAUACAGAACUUCUAGGAUAUUCUAUCCCUGCCGACACCAUAGUCUAUACCGGUUUGUAUGGAUUCCAUAACGACAAAGACACUUGGGGCGAUCCGGAGGAAUUUCGUCCAGAGAGGUUCUUAGAUUACAGGGGCCAUUUUUCCAAUAAGAAGGAUAUAUCGCUUCCAUUCGGAGCAGGUAAACGGUUAUGCGCUGGCGAAACAUUUGCUAGAAAUAUGCUUUUCCUAACAGCUGGAGCUAUUUGCCAAAAUUUCAAUAUUAUACGUGGCAAAGGAGAGAGUUUACCUGAUCCAAAAGAAACUAUUUGCGGUCUCAUAAGAACGCCUCCAGAUUAUUGGGUUCAUUAUGAAAUCCGCGAGAAUCAUUGAAAAGACAAUGGAGGCUAUAUGUUUUAAUUCCUGAAUUUACACAAUGAAUUAUUGCUAUCAUGACUUAAAUAUAGUAGUAAAUUAAAACUGGUCAUGGCAAUAAUCGAUUCCACCUAUGAAAUUAAAGGUUUUUUCAAACUCGAAUAACAAAGAAGCCUAAAAAAUCUAAAUUUAAUUCAGUAUUACGAAUAGAUUUAGGGACAAAAGAAACUUUUGAUACGUGUAUCGUUUUAUAACAAAUUCAAAAAAAUAUUCCAUAGAAAUAAUUUUCUCUGCUCUUUUAUGAAGUCAAUAAUUCAAUUGUAUGAAUUUUAUUGGAAGUACGAUUCAGUUAUAUUUUUUAAAUAUAUUGUUAUUAAUGUAUGGUUUUCUAUAGGUUGAAAGGAAAGGGUUUUGUAAAUAAUUCUAAGUACGGUUUCUCAGACAAAAAUAUAUACAUAUUCGCAAAAGCAUAGAAAAU